Exophiala spinifera is the source of this 930-nucleotide messenger RNA. RefSeq lists its product as uncharacterized. The transcript has a single exon. Gene Ontology annotation, molecular function: zinc ion binding; carbonate dehydratase activity. Lineage: Eukaryota; Fungi; Ascomycota; Eurotiomycetes; Chaetothyriales; Herpotrichiellaceae. The coding region runs from base 1 to 930 and encodes 309 amino acids. The record is from RefSeq and is a predicted model, not a curated record.
AUGUUGUCCAAGAUCUUUCUUGCCUCUAUCUUGACCACCGCGGCGUUGGGCUGUGCGGAUCACUCCAAUCAUCUACCACAUCCUCAUGCACGACGAGACGUUCCACCAGAAGAAGUCGACCCUGGUAGGGAUGUCAACGACUGGACAUACGAAGUUUCUUCUGAUUGGGCAUAUAUCAAUCCCAGUGAGCCGAACCUCCCCGUGAAUAAAUAUCUAGACUGGUCGUUUUCUGCGCAUGAUAUUGAACUACAUACUGAUAUCCUUGGAAUUGGAACAGAAUACGCCCUCUGCCAGAACGGCACCCAGCAAGCCCCGGUCGGUCUAACUUCUGAUCAGGGUUUCUCCGAGGUUCACGAACCAGUGUUUGGCAACUACGAAGGGAACGUCACUGGGACGUACUACAACUGGGGAUACGGUCCGGCUUUCACGCCGAUGUACAACAAAAGCACCAUCUACAGUCUCCCCAACCUCACCUUCGACGGGAACACUUCCUACAUGGUCGGGUGGCAUACCCACGCCCCAGCCGAGCACCCGGUCAACGGCAAACGCAGCAUGGCGGAAAUCCAUUUCGUGCACGCGGACACGGACGGCAACUAUGCCGGUGUCCUGGCCAUGCGAAUCGAUCCCUCUGGGGAUAUCGACUCCCCGUUUGUAUCCCAGUGGCCCUGGACCAUUGGAUUCAACGAGACCAGGCAGUUGACCAACGUCCAACAAGACCUGGAUCUGGCUCUGCAAGAGGUCGUGUACUUUGACAAUUUCUGGACUUACAUGGGUAGUUUGACCGUUCCUCCAUGCAAGGAGGGCAUUCGAUUCUUCAUGGCAGAGCAGGUGCUUUACGUCAGCAACGCGCAAAUGCAGCGUAUCCUGGGCAUGUCGGCGUACUCGACUCGCAUUGAGCAACCAAUCUGGCUGCAGGGCGUAAACGAGUGA